This is a messenger RNA of Oncorhynchus mykiss (rainbow trout), 2476 nucleotides long. Its product is annotated as ubiquitin-like modifier-activating enzyme 5. Gene Ontology annotation, molecular function: UFM1 activating enzyme activity. Gene Ontology annotation, cellular component: cytosol; cytoplasm. Gene Ontology annotation, biological process: protein ufmylation. NCBI's taxonomy places the organism in Eukaryota, Metazoa, Chordata, Actinopteri, Salmoniformes, Salmonidae. The record is from RefSeq and is a predicted model, not a curated record.
AACGCAGCUUGUUUCUGCCCGGACUGUAUUUACAGAAACUCGGGUUGCCAGCUGAUUCGAGCUGUGUAGACGUGUACUAGCCCGUCGCUUGUGGUCUUUAUGUGAUUGUCAAGGCUUUUCAAUCCAGGCAUUUUACACUUGAACAACGGAGUAGUGUGGCUUAUUCCUUUUAUAGAAACAUGACCUCAAUCGAAGAGCUGAAGCUGCGAGUGAGGGAGCUUGAGAAUGAGUUGAUCAAGUGUAAGCAAAAGCGAUGUACGGCGAUGUGUGCCGAGGAAACUGCCGACAACAACCAACCUCAUCACAGACCAAGGAUCGACAAAAUGAGUGCAGAAGUAGUGGAUUCAAACCCUUACAGUCGUCUGAUGGCUUUGAAGCGAAUGGGCAUUGUUGAAGAUUACGAGAAAAUCAGGACGUUCACUGUAGCUGUGGUGGGUGUUGGAGGAGUUGGAAGUGUGACUGCAGAAAUGCUCACAAGAUGUGGCAUUGGCAAGCUCAUCCUGUUUGACUAUGACAAAGUGGAGCUGGCCAAUAUGAACAGGCUGUUCUUCCAGCCUCACCAGGCCGGCCUCAGCAAAGUAGAGGCAGCUGAACACACACUCAGGAAUAUCAACCCAGAUGUGCAGUUUGAGACCCACAACUACAACAUCACCACCAUGGAACAUUUCGCACAUUUCAUGGAUCGCAUAAGUUAUGGGGCGCUUCAGGAAGGAAAGGCCGUAGACCUGAUUCUGAGUUGUGUGGACAACUUUGAGGCCCGGAUGGCCAUCAACGCAGCGUGUAACGAGCUGGGUCAGACCUGGAUGGAGUCGGGUGUGAGUGAGAAUGCUGUGUCUGGACACAUCCAGCUCAUCAUCCCGGGGGAGACGGCCUGCUUCGCAUGUGCUCCUCCCCUGGUGGUGGCGGCCAACAUUGAUGAGAAGACCCUGAAGAGGGAGGGGGUGUGUGCUGCCAGCCUACCCACCACCAUGGGUGUGGUGGCAGGGAUCCUGGUCCAAAACGUCCUCAAGUACCUGUUGAAGUUUGGCACAGUCAGCCAUUACCUGGGCUACAACGCCAUGCAGGACUUCUUCCCCACUAUGGCCAUGAAGGCCAACCCCACAUGUGAUGACCGCUACUGCAGGAAACAGCAGGACGACUAUAAGAAGAAAGAGGCCGAGCGACCAAAAAAGGUUGUAGAGGAGGUGGUGGAGGAGGAAGUGGUUCACGAGGAGAACGACUGGGGUAUUGAGCUGGUGUCGGAGCAGACAGAAGAGGAACUCCAUGCGGCUUCAGGCCCUGUCCCCGACCUCCCAGAAGGCAUCACUGUGGCCUACACCAUCCCUGAGAAGGAGACCGGGGUGUCAGGAGGGGAGACGGUGGAGGAAACGGAACAGAGUCUAGAAGAGCUGAUGGCCCAGAUGAGAAAGAUGUAACCGGGACCAGGAAGACACCUCAACUAUCAGACGGCCAUCCUCAUCGUCGUGCAUCCGCGUAUCUCCGCAACAUUGCAGUGAACCUACCACCCUUUUUUUAAUAACGGAGCAUUGACACCGUACAGUAUACCCCCUGCAAUGGAGCUUUGCAUCUCCACGUUCUUAAAUCAAGCACGAUUUUUCAUACCCACGUACUACAGUAUCAAUACGACUUAAUGCAUGUACUUCUGCUCCUUUGACAUGAAAGGGAAUGCAAUGCAUGGUUAAUGAACUCAAGUGCUGCUGUUUAUGAUCUUCAUAUUCCCCAAGGCUGUAAAUUUACUAGUGUAAGCCUGUUCAAUAUGGAAGCAUAUAACUGUUGAAAUUCAAUUUGAAUUUCAGCAUCGGAGAGCACAAACUGGACGCUGAAAUGUAUGUAAUUAUCUUAAAUAAACUUUUGCUUGAUGUAAUGGACCAGGUACGUACAGAUGUAAGCUAUGUAAUUCAUUAUGCUUGUUGGGCCGAGAGGAAAUACUGUUGUAACACUCAGCGUUGAAUAAGUAAUUGCUGUUAUGGAUAGUCUCAGACCAACAAUUACUACUGUAUGGAAUGCAAAUUAAUUAAAUUGUUAAUGCAUUACAUCCUUUCUUCUUCUAAAACAUGUUGAAUGAUGGCGAAUGAGGCCUAAUGUUUCUCUGCAUGACAAACCUGCCUUAAAUGUAUCUGUUCCAUGUCUAGCUCUGGUCCGUAGUGCGAUAACGAGUGGCCUCUGCUACAUGUUGUGGCGCUAUGGGGCGGCAGAGUAGCCUAGUGGUUAGAGCAUUGGACUAGUAACCGAAAGGUUGCAAGUUUAAAUCCCCGAGCUGUACAAAUCUGUCGUUCUGCCCCUGAACAAGGCAGUUAACCCACUGUUCCUAGGCCGUCAUUGAAAAUAAGAAUUUGUUCUUAACUGACUUGCCUAGUUAAAGGUUAAAACAAUGGACCAGUGCUACUCUCAGCUGUUUAAACUGAUAUAGCUGAAACUGUACUGACUAACUCUCUGUUUCCACACUUUGUUUCAAUAAAGUAUUUAUUAGCCAGUU